AUGUCAAUCUCUGAGCCAAUUCGUGUCUCUUGCCGAAUUCGAGCCAAUCCCGGGGAUCAUGUGAUUGUCCGUGCUGCAAAUCCAUUUGUGGAAAUGUUGAAUUCGAAUGGAAUUUGCACUGGCAGCUACAAAUUUUCGGCUGUCUUUGAUCAACAACAUCUACAGACAAACAUGAAAAUCGCUGCUGAAACAAAGUUGGCGCUGCUCAACGAGGUGAAUGAGCUCAAUCAACGACUUCAUCAAGCGUAUGCAAGAAUUGAGAAAAAGUUCGAAUCAAGAAUCGAAACCCUUGAGGAGGAAAUCGAUGAACAACGAAAAAGAAACGAGCAAAAAGAUCGAGAAAUGGUGUUGAUCGAGACAAAACUGAGGCUUCAGACUGAGAAUUUGGCAAUCCAAUCUCCUCACCGAGAUUCACCAAGAAUGAAAAGACGAAGAACAGCUUCAAUUGAUGCUCAAAGCAAACAAAAUCUUCCCUUUAUCUCUACGGAAGUCGAUAAUGAGAAAAUCGACUUGCAACUAGAGAACGCAAAGCUGAGGGAAUUGUUGGAGGCAAGGGAAAAUGAGAUCGAACUUUUGACUGAUCAGAGAACAACGCUUCAACACAAAAUCGACAGAAUACAGCAAGAAGCAAAGGAAAAACUACUCAAUCUUCAAAUCCAUUUACAAUCGAUUGAAGAAAAUAUGAAAAAGCAACUCGAGGACAAUAGAAAGAUCAAUAAAGCGAAGCAAGAAGAAGCGGCUGAACAAAAAGUUGUGAUUGAAGCGAUGGAGAGGAAAAGGAAAGACUUAGAAGAUCAAUUAUUCGACAAUUUCAAUGAUCAACAGAAUAAAAAAGCAAAGCUAACAUUUGACAAGACUCAAUUGGAAAAGAAGUACAUUUCACUUGAGAAAGAAGCUGAGAAUUGGAAAAAGAAAGUCGAGAACUACACAGCCUUAGUCAAGGAUCAAAAUAACAAGCCUUUCUCUGAAGAAAGAGAUAAAAAUCGAGCAAUUGUACAGAAACUAAUCGCUCAACACAAGGAAAUAUUGGAGAAUGAGCAGAAGAGACAGAAACAAAUCGAUGAUUUUCAUCAGAAAGAGAUCGAGAAAUAUCAAGGAAUUGUGAAGAAAAUGACGAAACAACAAGAAGAACGGGAAAAGAAUUUCGAUCGAGAGAAUAUCAAUGCGAACAAAGAGAUCGACUUUCACAAGAAUAGAAUCAAAGACUUGAUCAAUGAGAGUGAAAAGCUUCGAGAACAAGUCGAUAAUCUAAAUAAAAACUUUGAACAUCUCAAGAAAGAUCAAGUGAUGAAAAGAAGCCAAGAUUUCAACUCCAAAAUUAUUCUGGAGAAUCGAAAGCAGCUUGAUUGUCUUGUCCAACAAAUCGACUCACUCGAUAGAAAGUUGCAAGAAGAAAGCCGACUUCGAAUCGCAACUAUAAAUGAAUGUCACCGUUUAGAAGGAGAAGCCAGAGAGAUGAGAGAAAAUGAGAAGAAAAACCGAUAUGAAAGAGAUUUGUCUUUGAGAAAUCUUGCCAUUCAACAAGAGAAGGAGAAAGAGAAUGGGAUUCGUCUCCUUAAAGACGCGCUCUCAAUGGCGAACCAAACGCUGCGAAAAUCCGGUCUUCCGACGGUUAAAUUUGCUGAAAUCUCGACU
Mesorhabditis belari is the source of this 1635-nucleotide messenger RNA. Lineage: Eukaryota; Metazoa; Nematoda; Chromadorea; Rhabditida; Rhabditidae. The record is from the annotation of a GenBank genome assembly.